GGGAGGGGGAGAGAUAGGCUCAUGCUGGGUGUGUGGGUAGAUGUGUCAGGUUUUCAUUGUGUCUUCAACUCGUGUUGGAUGACUGAGGAAGGUUGUAUCCAAUAAAUCGACCCGUGGUCAAUUCAGCUUCCCCACCGAUCCCCAUUCAGUCUGCGCAACUCGGCGUGUCCAGCAGAAUUGGAGGAAAUGGAUCGCUAUCGUUGUUGAGAGCAGCGAUCCAGGGGUUUCAUUGAGCCGUGGACAUUAGUCCCAUUCAGAAAACUUGUAUGGGUUGCAGUGGCCACGCCAGUACGUCGAUAUCACUUAGUGCUGUCUACCUCUCCCCCGGCGGCAGAGACUACGUUGGUCCAAGAACUCCCCGACGCCAAGAGAGAAUCGAAAAUGUUCUAGCUUCAAUACAGCCGGGAUGAACACCCUGGCAAGCAAAGGAGAUCAGGUGUAAUGCGGACUUGGUACCCACUGCGAACCGUGAACAUGAUCCUGAUGAUGAUCACUCAUCUCUCCAUGCAGGUCAACUGUUACUGGAUGUGAUCGUGCGUGGCGGUCGGGAAUAUUUCCCCCUCGGAGCCAGCCACACAAUGCGUGUGAAUUGAGUUGGACCAUGGUUGGACUUGCUACGCUCCCAACAGCGAACGAGCACUACAUGGCGAUAUCAUGUCAGGAACAAACAGCGAGAGUUAAUUGUAGGACCCGAAUGAGAGUAUGAUUAUUAUCAUCAACAACAGGUGGCCUCAGCGAAUGUAAUCGAUCAAUGGGAUAACUUUCACUCUAUUCCGAGCUGAGGACUGUUACAAGCAGAUCAUCCAUGAACAAGGUUUGUCAAUAACUAUUCGCAAGGAGCGAAUUGUGUUCGUAAACCCACAUAAGCUGUUAAACCCGCUUAUUGACUGUCACAGUCCGUCUUUAACCAGAACUGCUUCGAAGAAGUGGAAACAUUACUAAUUCAUACUUCCUUUUUGUUGUGGAUGAGCACCUUUACGUAAUCAUACCUCGACGCAAGUUAUAAACAACUUUCCAUUGGCAGAUCUCCAUUCGGACAAGUAAGAUCAUCGGAGACAAGAUUGGGGAAUUAAAUCGCCUAUUACAGUGAAGCUUAACUGGCACGGAGUCUUCGUAUCUUGGUCUAGCUCUACUGUGGCAUGCUGUGAUCCGGGCCAGUGUUCGACUGUUGUGGCUUUACGUGUUUACAGAUUUCAAUGCAUGAGCACGCAAACAUUAUUAUACCAGUCGACAUGUCCACGCUCUCGGUCAAAACGAAGCAUGGGUCGGAGCCCCCUCUACACCUGACCCCGUCUAUGCGGCGUAAGGUAGCCACUCCUAUGUACACUACGGACAUGACACGAGCUAAAACGGUCAAUAACAUCGAGGAGCAACAACUGAACAAGAAACUCCGAGACCUGGAGAAACAGCAGAGCAAGAUGCAGGCGGAGAUCUUGAACCUCAAAGCUUCCUUGCUGCCAGAGAUUAAGGUAACUUCGGCGUGGGAAGACAAAUCAACAGACGAGAAAUCCAUCCAACCCACCCAAGGUACAACCGACACCAAUCAAUUACGCCCUAAUCCACCUGCCUCAGGAUCCGAGGGGAAUCAAGAGUUGCCUAAGAACCGGAAGCGCAGUGGAUCGCUACCACCACUUUCCUUCCGUAAAGAGGCUGAAAGGGAAAGGCUGACGGCGGCACCAGAAUCAGCAGACACCGGGACUCUCUUUACCCCAUCCCCGCCGUCAAACACUGGCGGUAUCCGACGGUCCCGCUCCAUGAACGAACUUGACGGACGGGCACGCCCUCGACCCAAAUCAGCUCAUAUUGGAGCUACCGACGUCCACAACUCUAACAGACGCAGAAGUAUUUGCCUACCAAGAUCACGAAGUCUAAACUCCUCAACUGAGAGCCUGCCCUCAGAUCCUCCCAAAACCAAACGCUUAUCGAAUGCUGACGGGUCAUCCGCAGAAAAUGUUACCAGACCGCGAGCGCAGACUAUAUCAUCCCUCCUUCCGUUAAGGAAAGCUAAGAGUACUACCAACAUCAACAAAGCGGUCCGAACUCGUCGUGUCACUGUAGAUAUGGCGGAUCUAACUCGACUCGAUAAAGACAGUAUCUUCAAGAACCCAUCUUACAAUCCUGUGCUCCUGAAUGCAUCCCAAUCCCGUGCCACUAAUGGUGCACCCCGUCACAGACGAGCAACAAGCCCCGUUCGGCUCAGUCAUCUCAGUCCGGAUGCUAUGCAGCCUUCACCACCUGCAAAAUCUACCCCGACUUUACAAGACCAGUUUGAGCAACUCAAAGCCUGCAGAUAUCUCCGUGUACCUUCUGAAGACAGUGACUAAGAAACAUUGCUGCGCAAGCGUAAAACAAUAAGAAAAGCAGACACUAAACCAGGAACAAAGUAAAGUGGCGAAAACAAACAAAAUGGGUGGUUUGUUCCAUUAAAAGAUUUCCAAAGAUAAGUGCCUUAACGUAUCUUGAUA
This is a messenger RNA of Patiria miniata (bat star), 2465 nucleotides long. RefSeq lists its product as uncharacterized. The transcript has a single exon. NCBI's taxonomy places the organism in Eukaryota, Metazoa, Echinodermata, Asteroidea, Valvatida, Asterinidae. The coding region runs from base 1197 to 2324 and encodes 375 amino acids. The record is from RefSeq and is a predicted model, not a curated record.